CUUUGUUAUAACGCAAGAGAAUUAUUUGAAAUUCAUCGUAAUGAACAAGAUCCGAAAAAAAUUCAAGAUUUGGUAACUUGGGGAUGGCAAAAUUUGGAAUUUUUAAAAGCUUGGAGAUUUGUUGAAAAGGAAAUUUUAAAUGAAAUCUUUAGAGGAUACGGAUCCAUUGAUAAACUAAUUGGAGAAAAGCAAUUGAUUGCCCAAGCUAUACUAUCUCGAAGACCUGGAUCUCCCCCAACAGGUCCUAAACCAGAUACUACUUUACCACAACAAUCAAAUAAUGAAAAUACUGAAAAUACUGAAACGAGUCCAAUAUCUUCACCAAAAUCUCUACCUUCUUCAACAAUAUCUAAUAAAUAUCAAAUUCCUACUUCAUUUACUAUACAUCGUUUCAAUCCUGCAACUAAUCCUAAUAAUACUUCAAAUGCGGAUGCUUUAUUACCAGAAGAAAGCGCUCCUAUUAAAGGACAACCAACAACUGCUGCUACAACAACAAAUGUUAUGGCUUCUUCUUCAGUACAUACUAUAGAUCAACCUACUAGUGUAGUUAUUCCAAUGCCAAGUACUUUUGUAUGUAAAAGAGAUGGAAGAGUAAGGUGGUGUGAAGUUUGUAAUUAUGUUAAACCCGAUCGAUGUCAUCAUUGUUCGGAAUCGUAUACUGCUAUUUAUGCUGAUUUUACCUUGGCCGCAACAAUACCUAUUAUAGUUAACCAAUACCAAAGUCCAGAAAAGAAAGAUUUUAACAUAAAUUUUAUAAUAACUGCCGUACUUGGUUUCAUAUUCGGUCUUCUACUAACGGGUUUCAGUCUAGUUCAUACUGCUUAUGUAUUACAAAAUCGUACAACAAUUGAAACUCUUUCAUUUAGAACUAGAACAUAUAAUGUUAGAGUACAAUUUGAUCCUGAAAAUCCUUUAAAUUAUGGUGUUGCAACUACAAGGCCUGGUGAAAAUAUAUGGAGUUUGGGGUGGAAACAAAAUUGGAAAUUGGUCAUGGGUGAUAAAUGGUGGUUAUGGUUUGUGCCAUUCGGUAGUCCGCCAGGUAACGGAUUAUCAUAUCCAUACAAUAAUGCAUCACAUAAUAGAUUAGUUGAUGAAGCAAGAAGACAAUCGAUAUCACAGGAAGAAGGAAUAAAUUCUAUGAUGCAACAAGCUCAAUCUCAAUCGGGUCGUGGUGGACAUUAUGUUAAAAUGGUUCACAAUGGUCUGGAAUAUGGUGAUGUGCAACUUACUUGUGAGGCAUACUAUUUAAUUAAAGAAAUUGAAGAUGCCUUCGAAGAAUGGAUAAGGAAGAACUUUGAUUCCUACUUGAUUAAAAUUACUCGAAAUAUUGUUAGACAUAAAGAUACAGACGCACCUUCCAUGAUAAUAUCAGAAAUGCUUACAUCAAUAUUCCAGAUCUUGAGAAUCACCUUUUUGAUCCAUUUUCAAAACACUAUUGAGGAUGCUCAAAAAUCCUGGCGUCAAAUUGUUUCACGCAAUUCUGCUCGACAUUCCUAUUCUGCUUGUCUUUUAUUACUUCAGAGAAUUCCUUUGAUAUUUAAAUAUUACAUAGGCAAUGCCAUUGCGUUCCUUUAUUCUGAUGAUACAUUUGAUAUGUACGGUACACCAGAUGAUGGGAAUUCUUAUAACUUUAAUUGGAAUAAAGGCGAAAAAUUUAACGUCAAUAUUUAUUAA
This is a messenger RNA of Dentiscutata erythropus, 1674 nucleotides long. The record is from the annotation of a GenBank genome assembly. Lineage: Eukaryota; Fungi; Glomeromycota; Glomeromycetes; Diversisporales; Gigasporaceae.